Oncorhynchus nerka (sockeye salmon) is the source of this 3948-nucleotide messenger RNA. RefSeq names its product mitochondrial calcium uniporter (gene mcu). Gene Ontology annotation, biological process: calcium import into the mitochondrion; mitochondrial calcium ion homeostasis. Bases 248 to 1369 code for a protein of 373 amino acids. The transcript is spliced from 10 exons. Lineage: Eukaryota; Metazoa; Chordata; Actinopteri; Salmoniformes; Salmonidae. The record is from RefSeq and is a predicted model, not a curated record. Gene Ontology annotation, molecular function: calcium channel activity; uniporter activity. Gene Ontology annotation, cellular component: mitochondrial inner membrane; uniplex complex.
GAAUGAAAUGACAGAAAUGAAACGGCACUUAAUAAAUCGAUCAGGGCUUUCAUUGACUUAUAGGCAAAGUUAUUGUUUGGUGAGUUCAACCCCACCUCUGUUCUGAAAUUCCUUGCCGCGUCGGGGUGUGUUUGUAUGAAAGCCCAGCCCCGCAGUCCGCCUACUCUACUCCCCCGCCUGCCACCGUCUCUCUCUCUCGGUCCGCCUGCAGCAUUCGACAUCCCAGCGAGGAUUUUUCACUACAGAGAUGGCUGCGAAAGUGUGUAGAACAGUGCUCCUCUUGACCAGGAGCAGCGGCGCUGUGGUCACCGGGCUCCCAGCACUUGCUAUCUCAUCACAGCGGCACCACCAGCAUAUAAGAUCGGACCAGCCUGUCAGGAGAGCACAUGGCCUGCGGUCAGCCUCCCGCUCUGCACUGUUCACCCAGCCUCCCACCAGCCUCUCAACCGCCCUCUCAACCCAGGGAUGGAGGGGUGCCCCCGCAUGGCAGGGCCAGAGACUACUGAGUUCCUCCACCGCUCCAGAAGAGGUGACGGUGGUGUACCAGAAUGGACUGCCGGUGAUCUCGGUCAGUUUGCCGUCCCGUAGGGAGCGAUGCCAGUUCACUCUGAAGCCACUCAGUGACUGUGUUGGGGUGUUCCUCACACAGCUGCAGACAGAGGACAGGGGUAUCGACCGUGUGGCCAUCUACUCUACAGAUAUGGGGCGGGUAGCCUCUUCUACAGGGAUAGACAUCCUGCUGUUGGAUGACUUCAACCUGGUCAUCAAUGACGUUACGUACCUGGUUCGACCGCCACGGAGAGAUCUCCUAGCCAAUGACGAGGCAGAGCGUCUGAACGACGUUAAGUUCCUGGUUCAGCAGCUCUACACCACCAUGCGUAUAGAAGAGCAUCAGCUUAGUAAAGAGAAGGAACUGGUGGUCAGACUAGAGGACCUCAACUCACAGCUACGUCCUCUAGAGAAGGUGAGGGAGGAGCUGAGUCGUAAGGCGGAGCGUCGUACCACCUGGGUGCUGUGGGGGGGCAUGGCCUACAUGGCAACACAGUUUGGGAUCCUGGCGCGUCUCACCUGGUGGGAGUACUCCUGGGACAUCAUGGAGCCUGUCACCUACUUCAUUACCUACGCUACCGCCAUGGCUAUGUACUCCUACUACGUACUCACACGCCAGGAGUACAUCUACCCAGACGCCAGGGACAGACAGUACCUGCUGUUCUUCCACAAGGGGGUGAAGAGACAACGCUUUGACAUCUACAAGUACAACGAGCUGAAGGACUCUAUCGCUGAGGUGGAGUUAGAUCUGAAACGCCUGAGGGACCCCCUCCAGCUCCAACUCCCUGUCCAGCAACUCACCGCCGCCAGCAAAGAUUGAUGGGAAGAGUGAUGUCCUCCUCUGCUUUCUUCAUCUCUCCCUCCACUCCUCCAUCCCUCCUUUCCUUACCCUCCUCCACUCCUCCAUCCCUCCUUUCCUUACCCUCCUCCGCUCCUCCAUCCCUCCUUUCCUUGCCCUCCUCCCCUUCCCCUCCUCCAUCCCUCCUUUCCUUGCCCUCCUCCCCUUACCCUCCCCUCCUCCAUCCCUCCUUUCCUUACCCUCCUCCGCUCCUCCUUCCCUCCUUUCCUUGCCCUCCUCCCCUUACCCUCCUCCAUCCCUCCUUUCCUUGCCCUCCUCCCCUUACCCUCCCCUCCUCCAUCCCUCCUUUCCUUACCCUCCUCCGCUCCUCCUUCCCUCCUUUCCUUGCCCUCCUCCCCUUAUCCUCCUCCCCUCCUCCAUCCCUCAUUUCCUUGCCCUCCUCCCCUUACCCUCCUCCACUCCUCCAUCCCUCCUUUCCUUACCCUCCUCCGCUCCUCCAUCCCUCCUUUCCUUGCCCUCCUUCCCUUACCCUCCUCCCCUCCUCCUCCAUCCCUCCUUUCCUUGCCCUCCUCCCCUUACCCUCCUCCCCUUACCCUCCUCCCCUCCUCCAUCCCUCCUUUCCUUACCCUCCUCCGCUCCUCCUUCCCUCCUUUCCUUGCCCUCCUCCCCUUACCCUCCUCCAUCCCUCCUUUCCUUACCCUCCUCCGCUCCUCCAUCCCUCCUUUCCUUGCCCUCCUCCCCUUACCCUCCAUCCCUCCUUUCCUUGCCCUCCUCCCCUUACCCUCCAUCCCUCCUUUCCUUGCCCUCCUCCCCUUACCCUCCUCCACCCCUCCUUUCCUUGCCCUCCUCCCCUUACCCUCCUCCAUCCCUCCUUUCCUUACCCUCCUCCGCUCCUCCUUUCCUCCUUUCCUUGCCCUCCUCCCCUUACCCUCCUCCCCUCCUCCAUCCCUCAUUUCCUUGCCCUCCUCCCCUUACCCUCCUCCCCUCCUCCAUCCCUCAUUUCCUUGCCCUCCUCCCCUUACCCUCCUCCCCUCCUCCAUCCCUCCUUUCCUUAUCCUCCUCCCUCCCUCCUUUCCUUACCCCCCUCCUCUCUCUCCAUCCGUCCACCUUUACUCCUCUUUGUUAACAAACCCUUGCCUUUAGCGACCGACCGCGGGAGUUUUUCUUUAUUUUUUUUACAUUUUCUCAUUUUUUAAUUUCUCUGACUUGAAUAACUCAAAUGAUAAAGUAAACCCAUCUGUAGAGGAGGUUUAGAAAGAACAGAAACUGAAUCAAAUUGUGUCUGGGGGUGGAGAUUAUGAUGAAACUGGGUGCUAUGGAUAUGCAACAGGACUUCAGCACAGCCUGCAGGAAGCUCUAGGGGACGUACAGGAAGUGACACGCUGCAGUGUGAGGAGUUACAGCGGAGGUGUAGGGGACGGCGGCAGACAAAUGGACACGUCUAUAAGUGUGUGUGGUGAUAUCCCGGGACUCCAACCCCAAGCCACUUAACAGUUGCUAUAUCUAUGUGUUAGCUAGGCCCACAGUGCAGCAUUCAAACACACACACACCACUCCUGUGGGGCCUCGGGACGUCUGUGUCCUACGAAUAUCCUCUAGCUGGGAACCUCUUGCUCCACCCCCUGACCUUUAACCUCAGCCCUCUGACCUCUGCAUGCACGGAGGACAUGGCUGUGAUUGGACAAGGGUUCCUGUGACCCUCUAGGUGACCGUGAACGUUGACCUUGGCCGACCCCUCUUGUCUCGUCUGAUUGGCUGUGGCCAACCCUGCCCCGCCUGUAACCAGUUCCCGCCCUCUCUGCCUGACGGACAGCUACCCACAGAGCAUAUUGCUAUGAUGACAAGGACCUUUUAUCAGGCGCCUUUCAGAUUGUCACAGCCUUCACAGGAAGUGGAUAGACGGAGUUGAGGUCAGGUGACCACACCUCACUUCCUAUUCCUGUUGUUGACUUCCUAUCGACUUCCUGUUUCCUGUAACAUGCUGCGCCGGGAUUGGAGGAUGGUACUUCCGAUAACAACAUCACUGUGUGUUCCAGUAUUCCCAGAUGUUUUAUUUUAGAAGCUAUAUUUGUUAUGAGAAACAAUAUACUAAUAAUAUACAAUCAAUCCCAAUGAAGAUAGAGGUUUAGAUCAUUCAGUGGGGGGAGGAGCUCUCUCUUUAACAUCUCAGUAAUAUAGUUGAUAUACCAUAUCUGUAUCUCUUCAGUAAUGUCUCAACCAUACAGGACCCCCGUAUCAAUAGGUUUUCCCCACUUCUUCUCUCACACACUGUUCUCAUUGUACUACCAGCAAUAUAACCCACCAAGGCUUCAUAGACAAACAUCCAUCAUCCACAAACAAGAGUUCUGAGAAGGAUUUCUGGCCGAGAGAUUCCGCGUGCCACUCACAUAUCCUACAAUUCCUUCCAUCUACACUAUAACUCAUAUCAGCCAAGAGAACAUUGUAGAACCCUCACAAACAGCGACGAUGUACCCCUGUAGAACCCUCACAAACAGCAACGAUGUACCCCUGUAGAACCCUCACAAACAGCUGUGAUGUACCCCCGUAGAACCCUCACAAACAGCUGUGAUGUACCCCCGUAGAACCCUCACAAACAGCUGU